AUCUCUUCUGGAUCAUAACCUAACUUCUGUCAUCAUUGACGAUAGUCGCACGUGUUUCUGUUUAUUCCCUCUCAUUCGGUGUGAAGUGAACAAGGAAACAUGUCGAUUCCAGAUAAAGUGUUGAUGAGAAAAAUAAAGAAGAGGGAGAAGAAUAAGUUGAAGCUGGUGCAGAAGAAAGAGGCCGAAAAAGUCGAGAAAGAAGCUGCAGCCACUGCCUCACCAGAGCCUGAAGAGAUUAAAUUAUUGACGAAGGAAGAUUUGAAGAAUGGCAAAAGGUUGAACGAGGAUGAAGCUGGACCAAAGAAAAAAAGGAAAAAAACGAAAAAGAAAGCAGAUUUAGAUUUAGAAAAGAAUAGUGAUGAUGCAGAGAUUGCUGUAGAAGAAGAAAAUGAGGAUGUUGUAUCUACAGAGAAACCAGAGCAAUUGCCUGGUUCCUCAAUUGGUUUGGAAAUAUUGAGCAACAAUUUGUUUACAUCUCUAAAGGAUAAGGUGUGCGAGAAUACGUUGAGAGGUAUCGCGGAUAUGGGUUUCACUGCGAUGACUGAGAUCCAGUCACGUUCGAUUCCCCCGUUGCUGGAGGGCAGAGAUCUCGUGGGUGCUGCUAAAACCGGAUCCGGUAAAACGUUGGCUUUCCUCAUACCUGUCAUAGAGUUGGUCUACAAAAUUAAAUUCGCGCCUCGCAACGGAACUGGCGUUAUCAUCAUCUCUCCGACCAGAGAGUUAUCCAUGCAAACGUUUGGAGUACUUAAGGAGCUGAUGAAAUACCACGUGCACACAUACGGUUUGAUUAUGGGUGGCGCAAAUAGGCAGGCCGAAGCAGAGAAGCUGAACAAGGGUAUUAACAUCUUGGUGUCGACCCCGGGACGUUUGUUGGAUCAUCUGCAAAAUACUCCGGAUUUCCUGUACAAGAAUCUGCAGUGCUUGGUAAUUGAUGAGGCUGACAGAAUUUUAAACAUUGGUUUCGAAGAGGAGAUGAAGCAAAUCAUAAACUUGCUGCCGAAGAGGAGACAGACGAUGCUGUUCAGUGCCACGCAAAGCGAGAAAACUGAAAUGCUGACAUCGCUCGCGCUCAAGAAGGAGCCGGUUUACGUGGGCGUCGACGAUAACAAGGAAAUGGCUACAGUUUCCGGUCUCGAGCAGGGCUACAUCGUGUGUCCUGUGGACAAACGGCUGCUGGUACUCUUCACUUUCCUGAAGAAGAACCGCAGGAAGAAGGUGAUGGUGUUCUUCAGUUCCUGCAUGUCCGUCAAGUUCCAUCACGAGCUGUUCAAUUACAUCGAUCUGCCGGUGAUGUCCAUCCACGGCAGGCAGAAGCAGAUGAAACGUACGACGACGUUCUUCCAGUUCUGCAACGCCGAAAGCGGCAUCCUGCUCUGCACGGACGUGGCGGCCAGAGGUUUGGAUAUCCCGGCCGUCAACUGGAUCGUGCAGUACGAUCCUCCAGAUGAUCCGAAGGAGUACAUCCACAGGGUGGGAAGAACGGCGCGCGGAGAAGGCAGCAGCGGUCACGCCUUGCUGAUCCUCAGUCCACCGGAGCUGGGAUUCCUCAAGUACCUGAAGCAGGCGAAGGUGCCGCUGAACGAAUUCGAGUUCUCCUGGUCGAAGAUCGCCGAUAUUCAAUUGCAGCUGGAGAAGCUGAUCGGACAGAACUACUUCCUCAACAUGUCUGCGAAGGAGGCGUUCAAGGCUUACGUCCGUGCGUACGAUUCCCAUUCUCUGAAGACCAUCUUUGACAUCAGCACUCUGGACUUUGCCAAGUUGGCAGUGUCUUUCGGUUUCAAGACACCUCCGGCAGUCGAUUUGAAAGUGAAUGCGAAGAAAUCAGAGAACGCCACGAAGAGGGCGGGAUUCGGACAGUACAGGAACGACAAGAGCACGGACUCGAAGAAACGUAACAUUUUCAGACAACCCCAAAGGAAGAGGGGCGAACGGAGCGGAGGCGACGGAAGGCAAUUCUCGCGAUGAUUACAUAUAACAAUUACAAACAACUUUUGUACCCGUGCCCCUUCCAAUAUUAUUUUUUUUCUUUUUAGAGUUAUUUAA
Molecule: messenger RNA, 2043 nt
Organism: Nicrophorus vespilloides
Lineage: Eukaryota; Metazoa; Arthropoda; Insecta; Coleoptera; Silphidae
Gene: pit
Product: probable ATP-dependent RNA helicase pitchoune
Exons: 5
Coding region: 100-1965 (621 amino acids)
Biological process (GO): maturation of LSU-rRNA from tricistronic rRNA transcript (SSU-rRNA, 5.8S rRNA, LSU-rRNA)
Cellular component (GO): nucleolus
Molecular function (GO): ATP binding; RNA helicase activity; nucleic acid binding
Source: RefSeq, a predicted model, not a curated record